This is a messenger RNA of Caenorhabditis briggsae, 1182 nucleotides long. The coding region runs from base 1 to 1182 and encodes 393 amino acids. NCBI's taxonomy places the organism in Eukaryota, Metazoa, Nematoda, Chromadorea, Rhabditida, Rhabditidae. The transcript has 9 exons. The record is from RefSeq and is a predicted model, not a curated record.
AUGGCUAUCUUUUCAACAUAUUCCGUGUGUUCCAAACUACAUUCAAAACCAGCUCAAAUGUCGUCUUUAGAAAAUUAUCAGAUUGAAAAAUGCCGCGGUACACAUGAGAGGGGAGGAGAAAAGGAAAUGGAUCAGGAGUUCGAUAGGCAGAGAAAGAAGAAGCUUCAAAAAAGGAAAGUCGAGCUGACCGAUCAGUUUUCAUUAUCACGAAAUGCGAAAAGCAAAAAAUUAGAUAUCACUGUUUUGAUAAUUGUUAACGAUGCUGAAAGUGCUGAAAAAGAAUACGACACAUCUCUUAAUUCAAUUCGAUGUUAUUGUGAAAACCAAAAAUAUCGGCUUGAAAUUGUCGAAGAUACCGAUUUCAGACAUUUCUGUCAACAAGAGAAUAGCAUAUUCCGUCGACAUUGUAUAGUUGCUCACCUUCUACGAGAAAGUGAAUAUGUAUUCCUUUUGGAACCUGGAAUGGCUGUUGUCAAUGAUGAUAUACGGCUGGAAGAAUUCAUUGAUGACAGAUAUGAUAUGACUAUGUAUGAUAAAUUUACAAGCUGGGAAAUUGAUACAAGUUCAUAUGUUGUUAAGAAUACUGUCUGGUCUCGUGAUUUUCUGAUGAAACUCGCAGAAUUUGAGACGAAAAUUCCAUCUUCGAGCAAUGAUAACACUGCUCUUCAUAUCCUUCUUCAAAAAACCUUCUAUCCACAGUUUACCGAAGAUGCAGGAAACUGCAUGAAAAUUUUGGAAAACUUAGAGUUUUCUACUGGAAACCAACAAAUUAUGUUAACUUUUGAAGCGUGCAUUCGAUCUGUUAUUGGAGAAAACCAUGAAUUCAAAAAUAAUUUAAGAAUUAUCAAAAAAGGAACGGCAUGGACCAGAGAAAUCUGGUUGACUGACUCAAAAUGGAAUCAGAAUCGAGAUUUUAUACUAAACGGAUUGAAGAACUCUCAUCAGACAACAUUUGCACAUGGCGUGUUGUCUGAUAUCUUGCUCGGACGACAAACAUGGAGGUCUCCUUUUAUGAAGACACCAAGCCAAGAAAAAUGUGAUUUCUCCAAAUGGGAAUAUGACCAAUCAUUGAUUGUUUCCAAGUUUGAAAUAGAUGAAUAUCUGAUGGAGAAGUUCGAAGAGGUUGAAAAGAUGAGAUGGCAAAGUUUAGCGGCAGUUGGAAAUUAUAUGAGCAAAGUAUAA